AUGAAACCCUCAAUUCCUCGUACGACAUUCCCUCUCCCAUUCCUCAUCCUCCUCCUCCUCCUCCUCCCCGCCGUCGUCCGCUCCGGCGACCUCAUCGAGGAAGUGUGCAAGAAAACCCCAUUCUACGGCCUCUGCGCCGCCACUCUCCACUCCAAUUCCUCAGCCGCCGCAGACAUCAAAUCCCUCGCCGCCACCGUCACCAACUUCGUGCUCUCCAACGCCACGGACACGCUGUCCUACAUCCAGGCCCAACUGAAGAAAGAAAAGGAUCCCAAGGCCGAGAAGGCCCUGGCGAAUUGCGCCGAGCUCUACAUCCCCGUGGUGAAAUACAACCUGCCGCAGGCGAUCGAGGCCUUCUUCAGGGGGUACUACGGCUUCACCAAGUACGCGCUCUCCGACGCCGCCAAGCAGGCCGACGCCUGCGAGGACAAGAUAUCCGGCGCCGGCGCCGGCGGAGGGGAGCUGAGCGCGAGGAACAAGGCGGUGAGCGAUCUGUGCGGCGUCGGGGCGGCAAUUGUUGGCCUGCUGAUGAAAGUCGGAGGCCGAGGGUUGAAAGUUUGA
Linum tenue is the source of this 561-nucleotide messenger RNA. The record is from the annotation of a GenBank genome assembly. Lineage: Eukaryota; Viridiplantae; Streptophyta; Magnoliopsida; Malpighiales; Linaceae.